Anthostomella pinea is the source of this 693-nucleotide messenger RNA. The record is from the annotation of a GenBank genome assembly. NCBI's taxonomy places the organism in Eukaryota, Fungi, Ascomycota, Sordariomycetes, Xylariales, Xylariaceae.
AUGGUCUAUUACUUUACGUCGAACACUGUGACGCCUUCGGCGUUCGUCUACGUGGGCAAGGACAAAUUUGAGAAUGAAGAGUUGAUCAAGUAUGGCUGGGAGGAGGACGGUAUGAGAUUCUCUCCCUACCUCACAUAUUUCUCAAAAUCUCAUCUUCAUCCCCAGUUCCACGUGGACAAGCUCUCCAGCGCACACAUCUACCUGCGGCUGAACGAGAACGACACCUGGGACGACAUACCGGCGGACCUGGUGACGGACCUGGCGCAGCUGACCAAGGCCAACUCGAUCGAGGGCAACAAGAAGGACAACAUCACCGUCAUCUACACGCCGUGGUCCAACCUUAAGAAGGACGGCAGCAUGGCCGCCGGCCAGGUCAGCUUCAAGGACCAGCGCAAGGUCAAGAAGGUUCUGGUCGCCCAGCGCGAGAACCCCAUCGUCAACCGCCUCAACAAGACGCGCGUCGAGAGGCAGCCCGACCUCAUGCAGGAGAAGGAGGACCACCUACGCAUACUAAGGAAGCGGGAUCAAGCUGCGCGGCAAGAGCGGAAGAAGGAAGAAGCCCGCGUCAUGAAGGAGAGACAGGAGAAGAAGUGGCAGAAGGACCACGCGUACGAUGAUCUCUACGACGAGGAGGCCAUGGAGGCGGCCAGCAAUCAGAACCGGCCCGAGAACUGGGAAGAAGACUUCAUGUAG